AUCCUCACUCCAGACCACAACUCUCUGACUCUCCUGAGUGAAGCACUCACCUCCUCUCUGCUCUGCUCUUCAAGAAUGGCUCCUACCUACCUGCCUUCUGCUGACUACUCGAAGCUUUCCAACAAGGAAAAACAUAAACUAAGAAAACCUGCUGUGGAAAAAAUGCGCAGAGAUCGCAUCAACAACUGCAUCGAACAGCUCAAAGUCAUGCUGGAGAAGGAGUUCCACCAGCAAGACCCCAACACCAAGCUGGAGAAAGCCGACAUUCUGGAGAUGACCGUUGUCUUCAUGAAGCAACAGCUGCAGUCCCAGAUCUCAGCGCCCGUUAAGGCCCACCAUGACGGCUACUCUCAGUGCUGGAGGGAGACUGUGAACUUCCUCUCAGCCAACUCCAAGUUAGACGUCACACUUCAGCAUCUCAACCAGCGCCAAGAACCAGCGAAAGAUCUCAGCCACAUGUCUCCAGCUGCCUUCAAGCCCAGCCAGGGUCCAGUUCCUAUCAAGCAAGAGACCAGCAGCAGCAGCAGCAGAGCUGUCUGGAGGCCUUGGUAGAAACUCUGAACCCAGAGAGACUUUUUUCUCAUGUUGACCAGAUGGUUGUCACACCAUCUCUUAUGAUGUAGGAGAUAUAUUAUUUCCGAAGACCUCCGUGAAAGUGGAAAGUGACAGAAGCACUCUUCUCGUUGAGAAGCUCCUGAUGGGCAAAUUCUUCAUGUUGAAGAAAAUCUAUACAUUUAUCUGCAUUAGCUCAAAGAUUGCUUGCUUUGACGAGUUUUGUUCUUACAGAUGUUCUGUACCUCCUUUAGAAAUUAUGCUUAGAAUCUAAGCAAUUUAUUGUUGUGUUAUGUUUGAUUAUGUUAAUUGAUUAUGCUCUGAAUUUGGCCUUUUGUAAAGGCAGUUGAGAAAUGAUAUACAUUUUCAUCUUGUUAUUUUGUGUUUCAAAAUCAAAUCUAUAUUCUGGACACUGUGUGUCUGUUACCGCUGAGUAAUAAACAUUGUUGUUUAUGAAAAUGAA
This is a messenger RNA of Astyanax mexicanus (Mexican tetra), 1015 nucleotides long. It is a transcript of the gene her15.1, whose product is annotated as hairy and enhancer of split-related 15, tandem duplicate 1. The record is from RefSeq and is a predicted model, not a curated record. Bases 76 to 552 code for a protein of 158 amino acids. Gene Ontology annotation, cellular component: nucleus. The transcript has 2 exons. Gene Ontology annotation, molecular function: protein dimerization activity; RNA polymerase II cis-regulatory region sequence-specific DNA binding; DNA-binding transcription factor activity, RNA polymerase II-specific. NCBI's taxonomy places the organism in Eukaryota, Metazoa, Chordata, Actinopteri, Characiformes, Acestrorhamphidae. Gene Ontology annotation, biological process: regulation of transcription by RNA polymerase II; anterior/posterior pattern specification; regulation of neurogenesis.